GACCGAGUUGGCGGCGCAGAGCUAGUUCGCGACUCUUCUUUUUAUUACCAUUUGCUAAAUCAUAAAAACAUCAUAAACAUGGACCACUUAAGUUUGCUAAACAUUACCAUCAAAGGAAGCAACCUCACCGACGAAAAAAUUACUCAAGAUUAUGAAGAGACACAACAAGCUGAACGGUGUCCUUCCAUGACAUAUCUCGAAGAAGCUGAAGAUGGCCGUAAUGACCUGAUGGUAAUGGAUCCUGAACGUCUCAAAAUAUUUGUUGAUUAUAUGGAAAAGCGUCCAGUUGGCCUUGUACGCAGCCCUUCCCUAGCGCCAUUGGAAAGUAAUCCAGAUGGAUACAAAUAUAAAGGAUUUAAUGAAUUCUGGAAGUCAAAAACUGGUAGUUCUUGGAUGAGUAUUAGUAACAGCAUAUUGCCAGCUAGGAUUAUCGUCGAUGAGGCACAGGUUGUCUAUGGUAGCAUUUAUUUUUUGGAGGAUACUGUGAAUGAACUUUCAUCAACUCAGCACAAACAUGACAUCUGGGUGCUCCUACUGAACACAUAUCAACCAAACUUACAACAUUACAUUCCCAGAUACCCUUGGAUUAUCAUCCCUUCAUUUGACAGAAGAUGA
Molecule: messenger RNA, 615 nt
Organism: Acaulospora morrowiae
Lineage: Eukaryota; Fungi; Glomeromycota; Glomeromycetes; Diversisporales; Acaulosporaceae
Source: the annotation of a GenBank genome assembly